Molecule: messenger RNA, 1811 nt
Organism: Sander lucioperca (pikeperch)
Lineage: Eukaryota; Metazoa; Chordata; Actinopteri; Perciformes; Percidae
Gene: txndc5
Product: thioredoxin domain containing 5
Exons: 10
Coding region: 77-1309 (410 amino acids)
Biological process (GO): protein folding
Cellular component (GO): endoplasmic reticulum
Molecular function (GO): protein disulfide isomerase activity
Source: RefSeq, a predicted model, not a curated record
CCAGGGGGCGUGCACGUUGAGAGUCGGUCUUUUCACACCAGCAGGGACACUGUGCACCCACGGAGAGAGAUUCACCAUGGCCUCAGCACUGCAUUGCACAUCCUUUAUGUUGUGUUUUAUUUAUUUUUCGUUACUGUUUGUCAGUGUAUUUUGCGACGCUGAUGCAGAAGAAGAUGAGCAUGCCAAGCACACGUACACGGUGGAGAUGUUCAACGAGGCGGUGCCCACUGCACCCCACUUUGUCAUGUUUUACGCCCCAUGGUGCGGCCAUUGCCAGAGGUUACAGCCAGUAUGGAAUGAACUGGCAGACAAAUACAACAGCAUGGACGAGCCCCCUGUGUAUGUGGUAAAAGUAGACUGCGUCCCGGACACCAAGUUCUGCUCCAAUGUCCACGGGGUUAGGGGUUACCCCACGCUGAAGUUGUUUAAGCCAGACCAGGAGGCAGUUAAGUACCAAGGAGCCAGAGAUCUACAGUCUCUGGAGACCUGGAUGCUGAAGACACUCCAGGAGGAGCCUUCAGAACCAGAGAGUGAACAGGAGCCUCCUAAAGCCCCCGAGCCCAAACAGGGCAUGUAUGAACUCACUGCUCUCAACUUUAAGACCCACAUAGCCAAAGGUGGCCAUUUUGUGAAGUUCUUUGCCCCAUGGUGUGGUCACUGCAAAGCCAUGGCCCCAACCUGGGAGCAGCUGGCCACCACCUUUGAGCACUCUGAUGACGUCAAGAUAGGAAAGGUGGACUGCACACAGCACUAUGAGGCGUGCUCUGAGAAUGGUGUCCGUGGAUAUCCCACGCUGCUCUUCUUCUACAACGGACAGAAGACUGAUCAGUACAAAGGAAAAAGAGACCUGGACUCCUUCAAAGACUUUGUAGACAACCAGCUGAAGGCUGCCGUCGCGCAGGAGCAAGUACAGGAACCGAGUGAGGAACAAAAAGCCAACGAGAUCCCCACUGAUGAGCCAGCCAAAGAGGAGUCCAGUGUGUUGGACCUCACGGAGAACAACUUUGACGAGAAAGUGGCCAAGGGCUUCACCUUCAUCAAAUUCUACGCUCCAUGGUGUGGCCACUGUAAGAACCUCGCUCCAACAUGGGAGGACCUUUCCAAAAAGGAGUUUUCUGGCCUCACUGACGUCAAGAUAGCCAAAGUGGACUGCACUGUUGAACGCACACUCUGCAACAAGUACUCUGUUCGAGGUUACCCCACCUUGAUCAUGUUCAGGGCGGGGGAGCAGGGUGACGAGCAUCAUGGCGGCCGGGACCUGGAGAGCCUGCACAGCUUUGUGAUGAGGCAGGCGAGAGACGAGUUGUAGAAACAGCCAAAUCAGCACUCCACUCUCCACCACUCUGCUCGUCCACACUGCAUAUCUGGCCAGUAGGACACCACUCUCUCUCCCACAGUAGCCAAACCUCUCUAUCUUUCUCUCCACUCGGGUUCUCUUCAGAAAGGAGUCCGCAAUGACAGACUGCAGUCUGUUCUUUCUCCUGUGUUCAAGGACAGAAUGAUUCAGUAGAGUGUUUGGGAUGUGAAUGUUUCUCAUUGCUGUUGCCAAACCUUAAACUCCCAAUAUGGAGAAUACUAUCGUAUUGGUUGGCUCUGUAAAUUAAGUAAUAUGUUGGACAACCACUUUGCAAGCACUGCUAAGUCAAUCAGAACCAUAAUUCCUCGCACAGAUAAAAUGUAUUUGAUUUAAGAUGGUAGCACUAAAGGACAGUUUCUGCCUGUUAUAGAAAACCAAUUGUUUCUGAUGAACUUCUGUUGCCAUUUUACUUUUUUUAAAUGCUACAUUUUUUACAUGGGAUCUGUUGUUAAAU